Messenger RNA from Musa acuminata AAA Group (dessert banana), 3052 nucleotides. Its product is annotated as transcription factor PCL1-like. The record is from RefSeq and is a predicted model, not a curated record. Gene Ontology annotation, molecular function: DNA binding; DNA-binding transcription factor activity. Bases 131 to 1075 code for a protein of 314 amino acids. Gene Ontology annotation, biological process: regulation of DNA-templated transcription. Lineage: Eukaryota; Viridiplantae; Streptophyta; Magnoliopsida; Zingiberales; Musaceae. Gene Ontology annotation, cellular component: nucleus. The transcript has 2 exons.
AUAUCCACCGCCCCCGCCCGCUCUCUCCUCCUCUCCGUCUUCAAGAAUUCCGUCUCCUCACCGUCGAUUAUCCACCAACUCGUUCUUUCUCGUACCUGAAACCCUAAUCUUUGUAUUCGAAUUCUCAAUCAUGGGCGAGGAGGCGGGCAGCGAUGACGAAUUCGACCGCCUCUCGGCUGCCGACGAUGUAAGCAGCGGCGGCGACGACGACGACGGCAGGGUUCUCGAGUGGGAGCUCGGCCUCCCUAGCGGCGAGGAGCUCACUCCACUGUCCCAGCCCUUGGUGCCGCCGCAGCUUGCCUCGGCUUUUAGCGUCAAGCCAGAGCCGGCCCGGACUGCUCUCGACGUCCAUCGGGCCUCCCAGUCCACCAUCUUCGGCCUCCGCCGCGUCGCCCCCUCCUCCGAUGCCUCCGCCGCCUUCAGAUCCUUCUCCCCCUUCCCGCCCGCCGCCGCUGAUGAAACCGUGGCCUUUGAGGGCGACGAUCCGGUGGUCGCCGGUGAGUCUUCAGGCAAAAUCCCACUUUUUGGGCCCAUUUCCCCCUGCGCUGAAUCGCCGGAGGCGGAACCGUCUACUCCCCAGCCGGACGAUUCGAGCGACGACCACUCCGCGAGGGCCCUGAAGCGGCCGCGCCUCGUCUGGACGCCGCAGCUCCACAAGAGGUUCAUCGAUGUGGUCACCCAUCUGGGGAUCAAGAACGCGGUGCCGAAGACCAUCAUGCAGCUGAUGAACGUGGAGGGACUGACGAGAGAGAACGUCGCGAGCCACCUCCAAAAGUAUAGGCUUUACCUGAAAAGAAUGCAAGGAAUCCCAGACGAGGGGCCCUCGCCAUCGGAUCACCUGUUCACCUCAACGCCGCCGGCGACACAGAAUCUUCACGAGCAACAUGUCCACACACCCAUGCGGUAUGCCAUGCCGGCUAUGUUCUCAAUGCCAGUCUUUGGAAUGGCUCCUCCACAUGGACAUGGUCGUCCGAUCACAAUGGUGCCGGCUGUACACAAUCACGGAAAUGGAGCUCAUCAUGCGUUUGAGCCACAGCAUCCUUAUGGAGCUUUCAGCGAGCGGCACAAGGAUUGAUUGCUACUUGAUCACACUAUGAUGUGCUUAAAUGGUGAAUGAAGGACUCCUAAUUUGACAGGAAUACGGGAAGGCCUAGAUGGUUACGGCUUAGGUUAUGAAUUAUGAACUUGAGCUUGUCUUUUGAAGUCUAAAAGAAAUGUUAGCAAUAUCAUAGUCAAGAAAUCAUGCCUAUACAAUUGAGUCAAUAGAUGUUCUGUUUUUCUGUCAGUUUCCAAAUAUUGUUGAUAUUUGGUUCGAGUAGUUUUGAAAGGGGAACGCUUCCAUAGAAAAAAACCGGACUCAUGCUAUCUGGUUAUUGCUGUAUUAAUUCACCGUUAAUGCUGCUUUAUAUAUUAUUUAAUGAUCUUUGUACACAAAUUGUGUUGUGUAAAAGUUGCUUAGGGUGUUUUUGGUUCGCUUCAAAGUGGAUCAAAGUAGAAUUUGGUUUGAAGUGAGCUUGCUUCAUUUCGCUACUAGUGAAGGAUACUAUUUAAAAGAAGUCGGAAAGAACUCCAGCUCCAUAUCUUGACUGCUGCUAGGUAGGCCUGAAGUAAAGGUCCAAGAUCAAGCAUACCUCCUCUAUAGAACUUGUCUAUGGAUGCACAUGGACGGAACAUUUGUCGUUUGAACCCUGAGGCUGAAAAAACACACCUGUAUCACAUCUUAGGUCAACCCACCAUUUACGUUCCAUCUCCAAAGUGAUAUAAAGUAUUUAUCAUUGCCACACAUUUAUUCUUGAUGGUGAGUUUAUUGCAUUUCAUCAGUAAGGUAUCUGAUACACAGUGAAGAAAAUGUCACUGCAUACAAAACAACAGAACUUGCGGUACUACUCAAUAAUAUAUUAUGCAUUUAGAGGUUGGAUUUUUUAUGCUCUUAUGUGAUUGGCUUUAUUAUGUUAUUAAAAUAUUGUCUAAAGAAUUUUCUUGUUCAUAUUGUUGUCUAUUCUAACCAGAGAAUAUCUCAUUUCAGGUUUAGAUUGUGUUUUUCUCGAUGUCUAUUUUCUUCGGUCUCCAUUUUCUUUCCUUGUCUCAUGUAAGUCUAAAUCAACAAUUGCAUGUCACAAUUGUACUGAACUGUGAGGACAUGGUAGCAAAACUCAGCAUGGAGCUGUGCCAUUGGUACGGCAACACGGCAUUGGUUUUUCAGAGAGCCUCUACCGGUUGGCACAAAGCAUGAACAGAGGAGUCCUUUUUUUUUCCGCUUUACAUAUUCUCUUUGAUGUGUGGUUUAAUGAUGCCUAAAAAUAUUUUUUUGACUUUUAGUAUCUACUUAUUGUGACUGUGUCUCUAUUCAUAGUGUUAAGACCCCAUACUUGAUCUGCCUUUUAUGACUUUUUAUGUGGUAGUUUUACAUGAUUAUGGUAAAUUGUAGUUAUUGGUCUAAAUAUUUCUUGCAUGUGAGAAAUGGAUGCCUGUUAUUUCAUCAUUAAUUGCAAAUUAUCUGCUGCCAUGUCGUCCAAAAUCUGCCAGUUUGGUCUAACAAUUUUUUGUUGUUUGAGAAUAUUAAUUCUUCUGUCCAUUUCAUCAUCCAGUAAUUAUAGCUCUCUUUUAGAUAGUACUACAGUAGCUCUUUGACUUGUUACUAAAUGAACUGUGAUAUGUUUCUCUCAUUUAUAGUACACAUUUCAGGAGAAAUUGCAUUUAGUUGUUCUUACAGGCAUAUGAAGCUAUACCAACACAACUUUGAUGGGGAUAUGUUACAAGAAUAAGAUUCACUUGUAAAAUGGGCUUAAUGUUUUCAAGAUAAACAUUUCUUUUAUUUUGCUGCAUUUGGUGUAUUGAAGUGAAGGAGGUCAAUGAUGUUGUUAUUGAUAAUAAGAUUGGAGAAAGAAGGAAGGUUGUAGAGAAAUGAAAAUAUAUGGCAUGCUUAUGCUUCAUACUUCUUGUGGGAUUUAAAGUACGAAAAUGUAUGGCAACUUAGAGAAAACAUCAAAAUCAUUUCCAACAUUUGCUACUGUAGAAUUUGGAAUCAUUUUGAAUGGAAAACACUGCAUAA